Messenger RNA from Varanus komodoensis (Komodo dragon), 1751 nucleotides. It is a transcript of the gene RNF126, whose product is annotated as ring finger protein 126. Gene Ontology annotation, biological process: protein ubiquitination. Lineage: Eukaryota; Metazoa; Chordata; Lepidosauria; Squamata; Varanidae. Gene Ontology annotation, molecular function: ubiquitin protein ligase activity. The record is from RefSeq and is a predicted model, not a curated record. The transcript is spliced from 9 exons. Gene Ontology annotation, cellular component: cytoplasm. The coding region runs from base 30 to 983 and encodes 317 amino acids.
GAGGAAGAGGAGGAGGAGGAGGAAACAAGAUGGCGGAGGCCUCCCCGCAGCCGGGACGGUAUUUCUGCCACUGCUGCUCGGCCGAGAUCGCCCCGCGCCUGCCGGAUUAUAUCUGUCCAAGGUGUGAAUCUGGUUUUAUCGAGGAAUUACCUGAAGAACCUAGGAAUGCCGAGAACGGCACCAGCUCCUCCACGUCGACCAGCGAUCAGAGCAGACAGCCGUUUGAGAAUGUGGAUCAGCAUUUAUUCAGUUUACCGCAGGGCUACGGCCAGUUUGCUUUUGGGAUCAUCGACGACAGCUUUGAGUUUCCAGCCUUCGGGUCCAACGCUCAGUCGGAAGACAACCGGGACGCCGAGAACCGGCGAGAGCGAGAGCACCAAUCUCGGCACAGAUACGGUGCCAGGCAGCCUCGGGCCCGUUUUACCACCCGGAGGACUGCUGGCCGGCACGAGGGCGUCCCCACGCUAGAAGGAAUCAUCCAGCAGUUGGUCAAUGGGAUCAUCGCACCUACCACGAUACCGAAUCUCGGAGUCGGACCCUGGGGAGUCCUGCAUUCAAAUCCCAUGGACUACGCUUGGGGCGCCAAUGGCUUGGACGCCAUCAUUACUCAGCUACUGAACCAGUUUGAAAACACAGGCCCCCCUCCUGCAGACAAAGAGAAGAUCCAGAGCCUUCCAACAAUCCAUAUAACAGAAGAACACGUAGGUUCUGGACUGGAAUGCCCCGUGUGCAAGGAAGAUUAUGAAGUCGGCGAAAGUGUGCGACAGCUACCCUGCAAUCACUUGUUCCAUGACGGUUGCAUAGUCCCUUGGCUAGAACAGCAUGAUACCUGCCCAGUGUGUCGGAAAAGCUUAAGCGGCCAGAACACAGCCACGAACCCACCAGUACUCUCAGCGAUGAAUUUCGCAUCGUCUUCAUCGUCCUCGUCAUCUUCCUCCUCCUCCAGUUCACCAAGUAAUGAAAACUCCGCAAACAACUCAUGAAUCUUUCCAGAGCAAACCCUGCGCUGCCCCGUCGUGCUUUUUCUAAUGUCACAGCCCUUCCUCUUCCCACCACCACUGCCAGGGGAAAGGAGUGUAGGGUGGGCAUCCCCGGAACAGAGCGGAGCAGGGAGAAAGGGACCUCUCAUGAAACAUAGCGACAUCGAGACCCUUUUCUCUUCCCCUCCCCAACACCCCUGGGUGUUGGUGUUAAAUAACCCAUUCUUUUAAGGGCAGACCCAUUCCUUUCCAAAACUGCUGUGUGGACCUUUAAAAACCAGCCAAACAGCUCUGCAAAAAACAAAGCGGCAGGGAAUGAAUGGAACAUGGCAAAGACCGAACAGAGAGAUCUGAAUUCCAAAGGGGUGUUCAAACAUGUCUGUGUCCACUUUUUUUAUUUUUUUUUUGGUUAAAUUCUGACCAGGUUUUCCUGCCUCCUUCCUCACCUCCGUUCUUUUAUGCUUUGAUGUAUCUCAACCUCGAAUGUGGAAAUAUAAUGCGUCCUUUUUCCCCUUCCCUCCUUCCCUAAGGAUUUUCUACAUCAGGAGGGGAUGGUGAAGCUUUUCAAAUAGCAGGCAUUCAAAAACCCACCGGGGGGGUGGGGUGCACACGACCCUCACAAUCAAACAACAUUUCCUGACCUUGUUGAGUUUCUUUUUUCCCUCCCCUCACCUUCUGUUUAACACCGCCCUUUUUGGCAAUUUGACGAGACUGGGGUUUUUAUAAUUUUAAAUUAUUACUGCUGUUAAAUAAAUGGACAUUUCAGUUCGA